Molecule: messenger RNA, 2204 nt
Organism: Pyrus x bretschneideri (Chinese white pear)
Lineage: Eukaryota; Viridiplantae; Streptophyta; Magnoliopsida; Rosales; Rosaceae
Product: probable inorganic phosphate transporter 1-7
Biological process (GO): phosphate ion transport; transmembrane transport
Cellular component (GO): membrane
Molecular function (GO): phosphate transmembrane transporter activity
Source: RefSeq, a predicted model, not a curated record
CCCCAUUCCCAUACUUCACUCCUCUCUUUCCCCUUAUCUCUCUUUCUGUUGCCUGAAGAUAUAUACAUUUGGUUAAAAAGCCAUUUCUACCCUUUGACCUUAUAAACUUGAUCCUUGUGUUUCAUUUCCAUAACUAUUUCUUCAUCACUACUAACCCACUCACUCUCACUUGAUCUGUUUUUUCAUCACUACUAGCUGCAUGAACACGCAUAUACGGGUUCUCCUCAUACUGUACUUCUGCAUGAUUUCGUGCCUCGCUUUUUAAGAUUGCUUCUCCUUCGUGUACGGCUUCAGAUACAAGUUAAAGGGAAUACAACAACUUGAAAGAAGGGCUAAACUAAUAGUGAUGGGCAAGGAUCAAUUGGAGGUGCUGAAUGCACUUGAUGUGGCCAAAACACAAUGGUACCAUUUCACAGCAAUUGUGAUUGCAGGCAUGGGAUUUUUCACUGAUGCAUAUGAUCUCUUCUGCAUUUCCCUUGUCACAAAAUUGCUCGGCCGCAUUUAUUACCAGAAACAUGGAGCCGCAGAGCCAGGCAGUUUGCCUCAUAAUGUCUCGGCCGCUGUCAAUGGUGUUGCCUUCUGUGGCACCCUAACUGGCCAGCUCUUCUUUGGCUGGCUUGGUGACAAAUUGGGCAGAAAACGAGUCUAUGGCAUGGUCCUUAUGGUCAUGGUCAUUUGCUCUGUUGCCUCCGGCCUCUCAUUUGGUAGAGAGCCCAAGGCAGUGAUUUCAACACUCUGUUUUUUCAGGUUCUGGUUAGGCCUUGGCAUUGGUGGUGACUACCCUCUUUCUGCCACUAUCAUGUCUGAGUACGCAAAUAAAAAGACUCGUGGAGCCUUCAUUGCUGCGGUGUUUGCUAUGCAGGGUUUUGGGAUUUUGGCUGGUGGAACGGUUGCAAUUAUUGUGUCUGCAGCUUUUAAGGCACGAUUUCCUGCACCAUCUUACGAAGUUGAUCCAGCUGCUUCUAUUUUCCCUGAAGCCGAUUAUGUUUGGCGCAUUAUUUUGAUGUUUGGUGCUAUCCCAGCUCUGAUGACUUAUUACUGGCGUGCAAAAAUGCCUGAGACUGCUCGGUACACGGCCUUGGUGGCCAAGAAUGCCAAGCAGGCUGCUGCUGAUAUGUCAAAAGUUUUGCAGGUCGAAGUAGAAGAAGAACAAGAGAACAUUGAGCAAGGAGGGAAUGAUUUUGGUCUUUUCUCAAAGGAAUUUCUUCGGCGUCAUGGUGUUCACUUGCUCGGAACUACCAGCACAUGGUUCUUGCUUGACAUUGCCUUCUACAGCCAGAAUCUAUUUCAAAAGGAUAUCUUCAGUGCCAUUGGUUGGAUUCCAAAGGCAAAGACCAUGAGUGCACUCGAAGAAGUCUUCAGAAUCGCCAGAGCACAAACCCUUAUCGCGCUUUGCAGCAGUCCAGGGUACUGGUUCACCGUGGCAUUCAUCGACAGGAUUGGACGGUUCUCAAUUCAAAUAAUGGGGUUUUUCUUCAUGACUGUUUUCAUGUUUGCAUUAGCCAUUCCUUAUCAACACUGGACACUAAAAGAAAACCGAGUAGGUUUUGUUGUGAUGUACUCGUUGACCUUCUUCUUCGCCAAUUUCGGUCCAAAUGCCACGACAUUUGUGGUGCCUGCAGAGAUUUUCCCAGCAAGGUUAAGGUCCACAUGUCACGGUAUAUCAGCUGCGUGGGGGAAGGCUGGGGCAAUGGUUGGCGCUUUCGGAUUUCAGUACGCAGAAAAGGGGAUUGGGGUGAGGAACUCCCUUAUAAUUUUGGGUGUGGUCAACUUGCUAGGGCUGUUAUUUACCUUCUUGGUGCCUGAAUCAAAGGGAAAAUCACUGGAGGAUUUAUCUGGUGAAGGAGAGCAAGAAAAUGCAACUGAUGCGGUUUAAAUAGGCUUCUUAAUCGUAUUUCUAUAGCAUUAUCGGGUAGACUUUUUCUACUUUUCAUGGUGAUUUGGUUUGAUCAUGUUGCUUAAUCUUCAUAAGCAGUUUAAUUAGGCUUCUUCUAAAUCGCAUUUCUAUUGCACUAUCCAGUAGACGUUUUCGAAUUUUCAUGGUGAUUUUGUUUGAUCAUGUUGCUUAAUCUUCAUGCUUUUGUGCCGGUUUAGUCUUUUGUUGUAGGGCAAUGUUGGUUUUGUGUUCUUCAUUUGCAAUUGAAAGUUAAAAGAAAAAAAAAAAAAAACCUAUUCUGUGAUGGUUUCUUUGAUGCUGUUCUGUC